Molecule: messenger RNA, 1170 nt
Organism: Diachasma alloeum
Lineage: Eukaryota; Metazoa; Arthropoda; Insecta; Hymenoptera; Braconidae
Gene: Or142
Exons: 9
Coding region: 1-1170 (389 amino acids)
Biological process (GO): detection of chemical stimulus involved in sensory perception of smell; sensory perception of smell
Cellular component (GO): plasma membrane
Molecular function (GO): olfactory receptor activity; odorant binding
Source: RefSeq, a predicted model, not a curated record
AUGGGAGGUGUGGAUUUCUGGGAUCAUCCCUACUACAAAAUUGUGAAGACAUUGACCACUGUCGUAGGCAUAUGGCCCUGUCAAUCAAUGAAGGAGAUCAUCAUGUGUCGUUUUGGACUAUUUGUCAUUAUGGUCGUUCAAGUUGGGCCACAGAUAAUGGCUUUUUGGAAAUAUCGAAAUGACAUGGAGAUUAUUUUGGAUACCAUCACACCUUUCAUCAUAGAUGUACUACUUACCGUGAAAUUGGUAAAUGUUUGCUGCCACUUCAAAAAAUUGAGUUAUCUCUUGGAACAAAUCAGAGAACACUGGACUAUUUUUUCUCGGAAUAAUGGACUUUAUAUGCUUCAUUAUCACAGCAAUUUUGGAAGAAUACUUUCGAUGGUGUAUCUAGCGGGAGUAUACUUCGGUGGAGUAAGUUACUCAACUGAACCGGUGCAGCGCAUGAUGCUCUAUCGUCUCCUGAACUCCAACAUUACGGUACCGAAGAGAUUCUCGAUGUCAAUGGAUUUUGGUCCGAUUAAUCUGGACAUCUGGUAUUAUCCACUCUUGUUGGGUUCUGGAUUUUGCAUUUUUGUGAUUUUGACGGUCAUCGGUUCCUGUGAUUUACUACUAUUCAUGUAUGCGGAGCAUGCUUGCGGAUUGCUCAAUGGAUUGGGUUAUGCAAUUGAACAUCUGCCGCCUUACGAUGCGGCUGAGAAGUUUGAUUACAGUUUCGUGUACAUGCGGAGGUGUGCGGUAAUCCACCGUCGCGCAAUAGAUUUCGCAGAACACGUCAGAGAUAUUUUCCUUUGGUCAUUCUUCGGUGUUAUAGGAUUAAAUAUGAUGGUGAUAAGUAUAACUGCAGUGCAGGUGGUGAUUAAUCUGAAAGCUGUGGAGAAAGUCCUCAAAUACACGGUAUUUGUAUUCAUGCAAAUGGUGCAUCUAUUCGUUGAAUGUUUGGCAGCUCAACGAGUGAUGGACGCCAGUUUGAACCUCAAAGAGAGUCUGACAAAUGCCAAAUGGUAUACUGCUUCAAAGAAAACGCAAAGACUGAUCCCUCUGAUGCUCAUAAGAAGCCAAACUCCAGUUGUUUUAACUGCUGGGAAAAUUAUUGUUAUGAAUAUGGACACAUAUGCUCUGGUUCUGAAGACUGCAGCAUCAUAUUUCACGGUGUUUUUGCCUAUGCAAUGA